AGCGCGUUUAACAAUGGAAAGGCCGACGCCGUCGCGGGUGUUGGUGUAUAUUUCGGAGAAAAAGAUCCAAGAAACAUCGGUCGCCCGCUCGGUCCUGGGAAACAAACAAACCAACGCGCCGAACUCAUGGCUGUAAGACUAGCUCUUGACAGUGCAUCUGGUCACAAAAAAGUGGUGAUCCGCAGCGAUUCCAAGUACGCCAUCGGGUGUGUAACCGAUUGGUACUACAAAUGGAAGCUUCAAAGCUGGAGGAAGGCUGCAGGUAUCUUCAGGGAGAACCACCACUUGAUCGAAUCGACAGUACAUCGUAUACAGAAGAGAAAACGAGAUGGUGCGACCACAGGCUUUUUCUGGGUAAAAGGGCACGCUGGGGAUCCGGGGAAUGAGGCAGCUGAUAGGCUGGCUUCAAAGGGAUCA
This is a messenger RNA of Cucurbitaria berberidis CBS 394.84, 417 nucleotides long. Its product is annotated as ribonuclease H-like protein. The transcript has 2 exons. The record is from RefSeq and is a predicted model, not a curated record. The annotation marks the transcript as partial. Gene Ontology annotation, biological process: DNA replication, removal of RNA primer. NCBI's taxonomy places the organism in Eukaryota, Fungi, Ascomycota, Dothideomycetes, Pleosporales, Cucurbitariaceae. Gene Ontology annotation, molecular function: nucleic acid binding; RNA-DNA hybrid ribonuclease activity.